Molecule: messenger RNA, 7123 nt
Organism: Acyrthosiphon pisum (pea aphid)
Lineage: Eukaryota; Metazoa; Arthropoda; Insecta; Hemiptera; Aphididae
Product: atrial natriuretic peptide-converting enzyme-like
Exons: 19
Coding region: 306-3338 (1010 amino acids)
Biological process (GO): proteolysis
Cellular component (GO): membrane
Molecular function (GO): protein binding; serine-type endopeptidase activity
Source: RefSeq, a predicted model, not a curated record
CGGUCAAUUUUAAAAUUAUAAAUUAUAAAAGUUACACCGCCUUUCUCCAAAAUUAUAGCGUCGCAAUUACGUGAUAUUAUGAACUAACUUUAGAGAUAUCUAAUAUGGACUCCGGAUAUAAUGAUUAUAAUAAUAUUAUGUACAUACACGUAAACACAGACCAAUUUAAUAUAAAUAAUAAUAUACAUGCAUCAUUGUCAAUACCUAGGUUAUAAACGUACUUAACUAUAAUUAAAGAUAUUAAUGACAUCAUAAAUGUUUCAAAAUAAAAAUAUGUUUCAGCAUUUAUAUCAACCAUCAACACCAUGGCGUCCACAAAUACACCUCCCGAAAUUCCACCGCGAAGACACAGCUCAACCAUUUCACCAAACAAGAUUAUUAAUCAAAGUUCUGCUGCAGAGUCAAAAUCUCCUUCCUUUCUAUCACGGAGACAUUCAUCUUGUAUUGACGAUAACAUGGAUAGUGAUACCGAAACCGCGUUGUACACUCCAUCGACCAUGGUUCCUUUGAUUCCGGCCAGACGGAACCCUGGGCCGCCAGUUAUAAGUCCACGCCCGGCCCAAUACAAGUUGCCGCCUCCGCCGCGCGCCACCAACGGCUGUGCGGGCGAUCCGCCGACCGACCGACAGACCGUCAGAGGGUUCAUCGACGACCAUGCCAAAGACACCGCGGUCGUGGUCCAACAGCAGCCCCAGCAACCGCAGCAACCGCAGCAACCGCAGCCACCACAGCAGCCGCCGCAACUGCGCGCCAGAAGAUUCAAAGUGCCGCCACCCAUCAAAUGCAUUUCCGAGCCGCUGGACGGUGGUAGCCGCGAGAGUUACGAGAUGAUGACGCCCGCCGCGACCAUGUCUCCGAAUCGACAGGACAGCGGUCAUUGGAGUGACUCGUACAGUGUCAACUCGUCGCCCGGCUACUCGACCAAGAGCAUGGAAACGCCGCUGCUGUCGUCGCACGCCAAAAUGAUACCAUCCAGGUCGAACAAGAAACGUUUCAUACUCGACCGGUACGUGGUGUGCGAUCAGUGGAAUGGCCGGGCCAGGUUUUCGCCGGCCAACAGCGGCCAGAUCAGCUCCAGCAGCACGGCCGAGCUGACCAAGAGCCAUUCGACGCCGGCCAGUCUGCAAGCAGUCGUCGAGUUCAACGAAAACUCACCCAACUCGCUGCAACACCGGGUGUUGGGGACCGAAGCCAUUGACGUCACCGAAGUUUUUAUUCGACUGCAAAGGCGACAAGUAGUGUACAACGUCGCCAUCCUGAUUUUCAUUACAGUUCUUUUGAUAUUUUUCGUACGAGUGGGAUUGCCGAGCAGCAGUGGCGGCGGUCAAGUGUCCGUCAGCAAAACGGCGUCGACGAUUGUGCGGAACUCAAACGCCGCGGCCUCCGCCGUCGACUACGCCAACGGCAGCGGUUUACCGUUCAAGACUAUUUCCGUCGACGCUGACCUUUCGUCGGUGCAUGCCACCCCCACCGAUCCGUCGUCAAACAUGACGGCUUCGACUCCGAAAAAAAAUAACGUUCCGAUCAUUCUGCCGAAUCCACCGGCGGCUGAAGAUAUGUACGACGUGGCUAUUUUCAAUCCCAUGUAUCCCAUCGUCGAAUACCCCAAAAGCACUUGCCUACCGUCUUUUUGUCAAAACGUCACGUCCACCUUACCACAGUACCUGUACACUAUACCUUACAAGCCAGAAUACGAUCCCAGAGAGCUGAUAGCGCUGGAGUCUGUGGUAAACGUCCGUUGCUAUGAGCUGACGGCACUGUACUUUUGUGCGCUCCUCGCGUCCAGAGGCUGUGGAAACCGCAAAUUGAAGCCUUGUCAGUCGCUUUGUAAAGAGACUAUUCGGAGCUGUGGUUUCUUCUUUGACAUAUUUGAAGCGUACCACGAACAUCGGGAGUGCACGCAGUUUCCGAACGACAACAAUAACCCUAACACGUUUUGCAUCGGACACCGGGAAGUACUCAACGUCAGGAAAAUGAAGCUCAGAGGACUUUGCCACGAAGGUUUUAAGUGUGACAAAAAGCGAUGUAUCCCAUUGGAUUGGAAAUGUGAUGGACAUUUCGAUUGUGAAGAUCACACCGAUGAAUUGAAAUGUUCACAAUGCCCGGAUCAAUUGUUUUGCGGAGCUGGAAAAUGUAUAGCUGUAGAGCACAUUUGCAACGGCGUGUCGGAUUGCGAAUGGGGACAAGACGAACGGAAUUGCGUGCGACUUAGUGGCGAGAUGGGAGUGCGAGGUGAAGGGAUGCUGGAGCUUUAUUCGCCGAACACGACGUCGUGGCGACCCGCGUGCAUUCAGAGUUGGGAUUCAGACCUGUCGGCCACCAUAAUUUGCAACAUUCUUGGAUACAAACUAUCUUCUAAAAGCAUGCUCGGUGAGAACAACAAACUUUUGGCCUCUGUUAAGUACAACCAAUCAGAAGAAUACUACGACGAAAACAAAAUGACCGUUUACAGAGAAAUCCGAUACUGUCCGGAUUCGUACUUGUACCCGUCUAUAAGUCUCUUGUGUACCAAUUUUGAGUGCGGUGUCAGACGGAGACCGCAAACUAUGAAUAAGAGGAUCGUGGGCGGCAGACCAUCACUGCCCGGCGACUGGCCAUUUUUGGCCGCAAUCCUCGGCGGCCCGGAUGAGAUAUUCUACUGCGCCGGAGUGUUGAUAUCCGAACAGUGGGUGCUGACGGCGGCUCAUUGCACUGGAGGGAGGAAAAUAUUGGGUGACCUAUCAGAAUGGACCAUACAACUGGGAAUGACGAGGAGACAUUCUCAUUCAUUUUUCGGACGAAAAGUGAAAGUGGAAAAAAUCAUCAGACACGAGAUGUACAACAACGGGCCCGUUCAGCACGAUCACGAUAUCGCACUUUUCAAGCUCAGCGAAAAGUUAACAUUCCACGAGUUUUUACUUCCGGUGUGUUUACCGCCGCCAAACAUGGUUCUGAAAGCAAACAUCAGCUGCACAGUCAUCGGAUGGGGUAGACGCAAUGGUCUCGAAGGAGCCGAUUACGAACCGACGGUAAACGAAGUCCAAGUUCCCGUACUGGACAGAGAUUUGUGUAACACAUGGCUAAAACAGAAGGACGUUAACAUCACGGAGGGAAUGAUAUGCGCUGGGUACGAGCAGGGCGGCAAAGACGCGUGUCAGGGCGACUCGGGAGGUCCGCUGCUGUGCCCGAUGGAAGGAUUCAGAGACCGGUGGUUCGUCGGUGGCAUCGUCAGUUGGGGCGUGGAGUGCGCUACACCAAGUCUGCCUGGUGUGUAUGUCAACGUGCCCAUGUACACAGAAUGGAUCAAGAACAACAUACGCACCGACCAGCUGUUUUCAUCGACAGACGACGAGUAUUGAAUGCGAUUUUUCACGAGCAACACGCCAUCGGCUGUCAUCCCUUCGUCGAUCCAAUCCCCAUGCCCAUCAUCACCUAUCUACCGUUUGAAACUGCAAUUGACUGCACCGUAAUCUGCAGCGGUUUUCGCCUUUUGGUUUGCCCCACUGGAAAAUAAAAUAUCAACGAAAAUACUUAUAAUAUAAUAAUAUAAUAUAGGUACCGGUUUAGUAUAGUGCACUUUUGGCUUUCAUCGAGCAAACGGAAGUAUUCCAUAUUAUACAACAGGUAUUGAUAUAGCGUUUUACAAUAUAAUAUUGCCAUGUGCAAUGUUCAGUGUAUUAAUGUUCCACGGCCACCUCUUCCAUGAUUUUGAUCAAAGGCGAUCGGGUUCGAUUGAAAAAAUAUAUAUAUAAAAAAAAAAAACAAUACAAUAAUAUUAAAUUUCAACUUAUCCGGACGACGUGUACGACGGCCGCCGUAAUAUUAUUAUCGUUUGAUAGGUAUAAUAUCAUGUAAAACUCCGCACAAAACUCGCAAUUUAUGUAAUAAUUGUUGAUUCGUCCACAUAAUAUUUAAUUGAAACUCUUUAGGCACUUAGCUACUAUAGGUUUUCUGGGAGCGAUAGGCACGAUAGUUUCGUAUUGCAAACUAUAUAAUAUUAUAUGCAGACGAUGCGAUGGUUGGAUAUCAUACACGGAAACAAUAUUUCCGACAUUUUUCAGACGAUAAAUUUUCUCACAAGAUUAUCGAAGUUUACAAUAUGUCGUGGUUUGCGCUACUAUACUAUAUCCAUAUAAGACGUUCGUUGAUACGAUAUUUUAACAUGUAUCAUCAUUGACGGUACAUCGUAAUAUUUGUUUAAAAUAGGUAAAUAUCCGUCAAAAUAUGUCUUGCAACUUUUAUAGAAAGCGUACAACACGGUAUACGUUUAAACAAAGUGGCACAUUCAAUCAUAAUAAUAUGGUCAUCCGUCCAACAGCCUACUCCUGAUAUUUUGUAAGUUUAUUGUAGUCUUACUUCGUUUGGAACUUUUACUCGAAUUAAUGAUAAUGUUGUAGUAUAGUCGUUAUACUAUAGCGUACACAGUCAUACGCAAAUUCUCAGACUUUUUGAAUACAAAAUAUUCAUAAUAAUAUACCUUUUUUUCUUUGUUCAACCGACAGCAGAUGAUAGUCUCUGUUUGAACAAUACUAUUCCUCUGCUGCCAUCGUUUGUUGGUGGAUAAAAUUUAUAAAUAUACUAAUAUACCUAGGUACUUACAACUUUCCAAACGGUUUUUAAUUUCAUUCCAUAUAGAUUAAUUACGUAUUAUAUUGCCGCACACGGUCUUGUUUCCAGUAAACGGUAUCCUUAGUUUAUAAUUUACAAGGCGAUUGACAUCUGAUAGAAUAUAUAGAAAAUAGUUAAGUCAUAUAUUUAUUGUAAUAUUGACUAUGAUUGCAAAGAGAUAUUUUUUUAUCGGAACACUUAACUAUAAUAUUAUUACCUAUAAAACGUUAGCUUGCGAUUUUCAGCAAAACUUUAUUAAUUUUCUAUACGCACGCCAGGUACAACAACUGUAAUGGUGUCACUAGUCACAUCUUCCGUUAUUAUAAUGUUUAAUUAAAAAAUAAAUAAAAUUGCUCAUUGAAAAACACACACACACACGCACACACUCACACACACAUUGGUUAGAAUAUUAUUACAAUAAUUGUAAUAUAAUAUACUCCAAAAUGUCGUGUGGUAAAAGCGUAAGCGAUAAACAAUCUUAUGUGGAAGUCCUAAUCUUCAUGGCGAUGGAAUUAUAGACAAUAAACAUAAUAUUUUACACAUUAUUCCAAAGACAAAAAGUGAGAUUUUUUUAUGUAAAUUCAUUUAAACUUAAGUAACAAUUAAAAAAUAACACUAAUCUUAAUGCCAAAAAUAUGCUAAGAAAUAGUUGCGCGUAUAUUUAAUAUAUUACCUAUAAUAUUGGACAGUGGGCUAUUUUUGUAAAAACAAAUAGAUACAUUAAAAAACAAAAUGGAAUUACAUAUUUUAUUUGAUAAUAUAAUACGUACCUAUAUUAUAUUAAGUUGCUUAGGUAAUUACUAAUAAACUUUCCUACGAAAUGAUAACUAUACUCAGAACACCUUCUUAUGUAAUUUCUAUUUAAAUGAGUGGAGUUCGAUUAUUUUUGCCUGUAAUCAUAUUUUCAGACAAACCACAAAAAACUAUAAUCAAUCAAAUAAACUCAAUUAGCAUAAUAUUCUGAAGUUUGAUAUCAAUCAAAGUAAAAGUUAGUUAUAUUUGAUAGGCUUAUAGCCAGUCUUAUGUAAUAUACCACUUAUAAAUUAUUAGUUGGAUAAGUAUUACAAUUUUCGAAAAACCACUAUUACUUUAGCUCAAGCUUUAAAUGUGAUUAGUUUUCAAAAAAUUGAAAAAAAAACAUAAUAUAAUAAACAAAUAUAUUUAAAUAUAAUAUUAUAAGAAUAAAUAAAUCAUGUUUGACAAAUGACAAUAUAAUAUAAAUUAAAUAUAAUUACUAAUAGGUACCUACGUGUAACUAUAAUAUAUACUUACGUUAAUGUUCUAUCGUAGAUUAGAAAUCGUAUAGGUAUGAUCUUUGAUGUGGUUGUACAACACGUACAAUAUUAUAAAAUAAUAUAAUGAAGAAAUUUAGGGCGUGUAUUGUUUCUUUAAAAAUUGUUUAUGUUGCGUUUGGUUUAUGAUUGGUUAUUAUAUUAUACAAAUAUUAAUAUAUUUUAUGAUAAAUGUUUUGGCGAUUGGGAAAAUGGAAGUGUUUAUUUUUCUAUUUCGGAUGUCCUGGUGAAAGGGGUCAUCAACGCUAGUGAAUCAUGGUAUGGGACCUGACAAUAGUUUGUAAAAAAAAAAUGUGAUUAUCGGAAUGGAAAAUAAUGAUUAUAAUAAUGUACCAAGCUGUUAUUUUUGAGGACAAUUUAUAUAGUCGUGUUAUAUUGAUUUUUGUACUAAAACAAAUAUUUAUAUAUAUUAAAAAUGUACGUUAAACAUACUUUAAUACCUGAAUGCAAUUUUAUGUAAGUGAUAGGAAAUUUCAUAGUUACCAAAAAUAUUAAAACUAUAUUCAUGGGGUGAGAAUAUGAGAAUGUUCUGUGAGAAACUUUUAAAAGUAUUUUGUUUUGGUUCUAAUUUUAUUGUGUGAGGUUUGAAUGGUUCUAUGUGAUAUUGUAGUCUAAUAUAGAAUAUUAUUAUACCUAUUAUGUUAGACUAUAUAACACAACAUUAAAGUAUUUAGAUAUAUUAUAGGUGUUAAGAUAAAAAUUAAGUAAGUUGUAUUGUAAAAGAAAUGUUCAUAAAACUGCAGCAUAACACACAAACGAUAACAGACAAUUCAAUGUUCGUCACAUUAUUGAACAUUUUCAUGCUCAUCCCGAGUGUAUUUAUAGAAUUUAUUAGUUAGUACCUAUUGUAAUAUUGUAAUUGUGUGAAGAAGUAAAAUAUAUAUAAUUUUAUACUUAAAGAUAUAUUAAUCAUAAUUUGUUACCAACAAAUCACAGAAACGAAUGGCAAAAAUAAAUUAUUUUUACUAUUGAAUUUUUUUCCGUUCGUUAAUUUCUUGUGUGUGCAUUUUACUUUUAUUGGUUGUAUUUUGAAAAGAAAAACUAUUGAUUAUAGUUAUAACGAUGUUACCGUAUGUAUCCGAUGCCUAAUGACUUAAAGUAGAUAGAGAUAUAAUUAUUUAUUAAAUGUUAUAUGGAUAAGGAAAUUAGUAUAUUAAGAAAAAAUUAAGUUGAAUAUAACGUAUAUUUGUGUAAACUAGAAUAAGCAACGAAUUGUCUAGUAAAGAAAAUUAUAAAGCUUGAAA